Molecule: messenger RNA, 1125 nt
Organism: Entamoeba nuttalli P19
Lineage: Eukaryota; Evosea; Mastigamoebida; Endamoebidae
Exons: 1
Coding region: 1-1125 (374 amino acids)
Source: RefSeq, a predicted model, not a curated record
AUGUCUACCUUUUUAUCCUUUGAAGAUGAAAAAAAUAAAAUUUUAGAAAAACUAAACAAAAUCCCCGACUUAUUACAAAUAAAUCAUGACCUACAAAUAGAAGUAAAUGAAUUAACAAGGCGAUCUGCAGAAUAUUACCAAUCUGCUAUUACUAAUUAUAACAUCUGCUGUGAUCAAGAGAAAACCAUUAGAAUUUUACAACAAAAAAUUCAGGAAUUAACAAACCAAUACAAUACAGAAAACACUAAAAAUGAAGAAGAAUUAAAGAAGAUUAAAGAAGAACUAAAGAAGAUUAAAGAAGAAAAAGAUUAUUUAACGGAAAAAUGUAAAAAAACAGAUGAGAAUAUUUGUUAUUUCUCAAAAAUGAAUUCAAGCUUAUAUAACAAAUUAGAAAGUAAAGAUCUUGAAAUUAAAAAUAAAGGACAAGAGUUAAGUGAUAAAACAAAAGAAUAUGAAGAACAGACUAACAAAUUUAAAAUUCAACAAAAAGAAUUUGAAGAGCAGAUUAAUAAAAUUAAAGCCGAACAAGAAGAAGAAGAUAAAAAAAAGAUUGUACAACUUAAUACGGUGAAAGAAGAAUAUGAAAAAAGAGUUAAUGAAUUAAACGCUCAAAAUGAAGAAAUAAAAUUACAAUUUGAAAAAUAUAAAAAUGAUAUUCAACAACAAACAAUAAAUUUAAAUAGUCGUAUAAAUGAAUUACAAAUGCAAAAAGAAGAAAAUAAUAAUAAUCUUCAAAUACUGAGAGAAAUACAAAAGAAAGAAGAAGAAGAAGAAAAUAUUAAAAAUAAAAAAGAAGAAGAGGCUAGAGAAAUAAUAAAAAAUAUGAGAAUUAACUCAACUGUUAUAAGAAAUACAUCUUCUUCACCUCUUAUUUUCUAUCAAAAAAGACAAAAUACAAAUAAUACUUUUGAAGUAAUGAUUUAUUGUAAUGAUGAAAGAUGUUCAUUUAUUGGUAUUCAUAAUCCACAAGUUAAUAGUAAUAAUAGAUAUAUUGAUUUACAAGUAAUUCAAAAUCAUUUUGCUAUUUUCAACUUAUUACCAGGAACUUAUCAUGUUUGCUCUUAUUCAAAAGAAUCAUUGGAGAAUAUUGGUUUUGUUGAAAUGAUAGUUCAACCACAAAUGUAA